This is a messenger RNA of Aspergillus pseudonomiae, 1884 nucleotides long. RefSeq lists its product as uncharacterized. Gene Ontology annotation, biological process: 3-(3-hydroxy)phenylpropionate catabolic process. Gene Ontology annotation, molecular function: 3-(3-hydroxyphenyl)propionate hydroxylase activity; FAD binding. NCBI's taxonomy places the organism in Eukaryota, Fungi, Ascomycota, Eurotiomycetes, Eurotiales, Aspergillaceae. Bases 1 to 1884 code for a protein of 627 amino acids. The transcript has 6 exons. The record is from RefSeq and is a predicted model, not a curated record.
AUGGCAUCUUCAGACGAGUACGAAACCACAGACAUUCUGGUUUGCGGCUGCGGCCCUACUGGUGCCAUGUUAUCAGCCUACCUCGGGCGACUGGGAGUGCCAAAUAUUGUCAUCGAGAAAGAAGCCGCCAUCACCACGGAUCCUCGUGGUAUCGCUCUGGAUGACGAUGGCAUUCGAUAUCUACAAGGUCUUGGCUUGUAUGAGCAUAUUUUCACGGAGAUAGGUUCCUGUAUACAAAAGGUCCGAUUCAUCAGCGGUAGAGAGCAGAAUCUGCAUAAGGCGCCAUUUCUGCAAUUUGACACGGCGUCGUCAGAAGGAAAUACUGGGCAUAUUGGCGUUAUUGCCCACAAACAGCCGGUCCUCGAAAAGAACCUUCGGUCGGCUGUCGAGGAAAGCAAUUUCUGCGAGCUGAGAAGCAGCUGCACGUUGACCGCGAUCUCUGAGGAUGAGCAGUGGGUGUAUGCGACAUAUACUGAUGCUUCGGGCGCAGAAAAGAAAAUACGCUCCAAAUUCCUCGCUGCCGCGGACGGCAAAACUGGCUUUACGCGAAAGAUGUAUUUGGAGCCUAAGGGAAUCCAAAUGGAAUGGGCCGAAAAGUCGAAAUAUCAAGAAACAUGGGUUGCCCUGAACUGGAAGAUACAGCUGCCUUCGCAGAAAAGUCACCCUACGUUCCCGCUUUGGGGUCAGGGAUAUACCCCGGAGGACGUCUACGAUCUUUUCUUCCCAACAGACUUUCGCUUCCUUUGCAAUGAUGAGCGACCUGCUGUAUGCGGGCGUUUUGGCCUUCCUGAAGACCGCCUUUGGCGAUUUGAGUUUGUGGUGGCAGAUGGAGAGGACGAUAAUGAAAUGGCUACGAAGGAUAAAGUACGGGAGGUGGUAUUGCCCUACUUGACUCUCCCUGGGAGCCGAUUUGGACUGCAAGAGGACGUGAGCUUUCCCGAAGACUGUAUCGAAGUUCUGAGGUCCAGGCCGUUCCGUUUCUCUGCCAGAAGCUGUAAUCAGUGGGCGUUGAACCGGGUCAUUCUUUGUGGCGAUGCAGCCCAUGUGUUUCCACCAUUUGGAGGGCAAGGAAUCGCCUCUGGGUUCCGUGACGCCAUUGCGCUGUCCUGGCGUCUCGCACUGAUCUGCAGAUCUCAAACCCAGCUGGACUACCGUAGCCAUCUGCGAGGGUGGUUCUUGGAGAGAAAGCAGCAGCUGGAUGCUUCCUUAGCCGCGACCGUUCGCAACGGGGAAAUGGUCGCUGGCAAAAGCUUUGUGCACGACUUUGCCCGCAACUGGGGCUUAUGGCUUAUCCAGCUGAUUCCCAACUUCAAGCACUGGCUUGAGCUUGGCCCCCGGGGUGACGGUCCCAUGCAGUACACGCACCUCCCAGGGAUGCCUUUCAUGCCGGAGUUGAAAGGCGGCCUUUGCUUCCCUCAAUCAUAUUGUGUCUCCUUGACCCAAGGCCCCGCCGUGCACUUUACUGACGAUGCCAUCUUUACGGGGAAAUCAGGCUUAUUCCAACUGGUUGUUUUGCUUGACAACCCUGGUGAGUUGGACGAUGCCAGGACGCACCUGCAGAGAUUCAGCCACAGAACCCCUCUGCUUUCGGCCAGUGAGGCUACCUUUUUUGUGCCUCGUACUGCUUGCGAGGAGAUGAGCUCCAAAGAAAUUUCUGCGCUGCCACCAAACCUGUUCCGCACUGCUACGGGCGAUGAAUUCGCGGUAUCUCCGCUGUGCAAGAAUCGACCAGUGCCGAGGGGAUAUAAUGAAAAGCUCAUGUGGGAUGUCCUACCUCGGAAACGAUAUGUCAUUGUGAGAUUGGAUCGCUUUGUGUUUGCGGCUUGCAAUUCAACCGCAGAGCUGGAACAGGCUGUGGAGCGCCUGUCUGAAUUGUUCGAUUGA